Molecule: messenger RNA, 939 nt
Organism: Colletotrichum orchidophilum
Lineage: Eukaryota; Fungi; Ascomycota; Sordariomycetes; Glomerellales; Glomerellaceae
Product: phytanoyl-CoA dioxygenase
Exons: 1
Coding region: 1-939 (312 amino acids)
Source: RefSeq, a predicted model, not a curated record
AUGGCGAGACCAGAUUGGUACAACCAAUUCGAAAAGGAUGGCUUCGCUGUCAUACCAUCCGUGAUACCCCACGACAAAGCCAUCGAGUAUCAGAAGAAAGCGUUUGCUUGGCUCAAGUCCUUUGACAACCCCGCCUUGGAUCUGACAGACUCUGCGACGUGGACGCCCGAAAACCUGCCAUUCAUAUCCGGAAUCAACACAGUCAACCACUACGGAGUUGUCCACGAGAAGUUCAUGUGGGAUAUCCGUCAGGAACCAGGCGUCAUUGACGUCUUUGCAAAAGUUUGGAACACGCGCGAGCUCAUCGUCUCAUUCGACGCCCUCAACAUCACCCUCCCACACAGACCAGGCCACGUCCCCAGAGACAAGUGGCCGCAUGUCGACCAGAGCCCAUACAGACAAGGCCUAGAGUGCGUGCAGGGCAUAGUGAACCUCUCAAGGGCUGGGCCCGAGGACGGCGGAUUAACGGUGUACCCGGGAACGCACAAGAUCACAGAGUCGUUCUUCCGCGAACACAUCGACAAGUCGCAGUGGACGCGAAGAGACAUCUUCAGCUACACCCCUGAGCACAUUGCCUGGUUCGAGAAGGAGGGGUAUCGUGAGCACAAGGUGGUUGCGCAACCAGGAGACUUGAUCAUCUGGGACUCACGACUGAUUCACUUUGGAGCCGAGCCUACAUUAAACAGCAACACGAUACGGACUGUUACCUAUGUAUCAUAUGCACCUGCGUCUUUCGCGACGGAGGAAGCCCUGAAGGCUAAGAAGGAGGCCUUUGGCAGUUGGCUUGCUACGACACACUGGCCUCAUGAUAACAUUGUCCCAAGAACAAACCGGCCGACUCUACCGGAUGGAUCAGUUGAUGACAGAAGAUCAGAGCCAUUGGAAAAGCCUGAACUCUCACUCAAGUUAUUGAGGCUGGCGGGGGUUGAGGCAUAUUAG